Messenger RNA from Solanum pennellii, 486 nucleotides. RefSeq lists its product as uncharacterized. Lineage: Eukaryota; Viridiplantae; Streptophyta; Magnoliopsida; Solanales; Solanaceae. The transcript has 3 exons. The coding region runs from base 1 to 486 and encodes 161 amino acids. The record is from RefSeq and is a predicted model, not a curated record.
AUGCCUCCUCGUAAAGCUAACACUAGAAAUGAGAAUUCUAGGAUUGCCAACGAAACUCCUCCAGUCCCAGAUCAAGAAGUCCCCAAUAUUGAGUUCAGGAAUGCCAUACAGGUGUUGGCUAAAAGUAUGACUAACCAAAACAAUCAAGUUCAUGCUCAUGCGAAUGAAAAUGGUGGAUCAGUAGGAGCCGGGGUCCAUGACUUUGUUAGGAUGAAUCAGCCUGAGUUCUUAGGUGCACAGACUAUUGAGGUUUUUCUCAAUAGAGUUGAGAGAGGCAACGGAUCUGGAAUACAUGAACUUGAGGUAGGCGCUCAGAUGAACAAGUUCUUGUAUGGAGUGUUGGAUUUGGUGAUAACUGAGUGCAGAAAUGCCAUGUUACUUGGAGAUAUGAACAUCUGUAGGCUUAUUACUCAUGCUCAGCAAGUUGAGGGUGAUACGCUUAGGGAGCAGGCUAAGGAAAAUAAGAAGGCUAGGAUUGGGAAUUAA